AUUGAAAAUAUAGAAGGAUUUGCCAGUUUGUAAGUAUGCAGUUUGUAUUGCAGUAACACUGAUACGAUUCAGACCAUACCAAAAAAAAUGCAUUGCUUUCCAUUGUUGGUUUGGUUGCUAAAUCAAAUAUCACGUAGGCAACACUUUGGUGUUGUAUGUCUUGUCUGUCUGUAUCUAUCACAGAUUCCACAUCAUCAUAGAAAAUGAUUUUUCAAACACAACAUUUUAUAAGCAUUGACGAUAAUAUUAUAUUAGCCUUUCAUAGCAUUGAAAAAAAUCAUAAAAAAAAAUUCAAUUACUGUCUCGUUGUAGUCGUUUUUUUUGUUAAAACAACAACUUGAAACAAAAAUCCUGUUCUUAAACAUAGUGGUUGGAAGAUUUCAAUGGAUUUUGAUUCAGAAAAAUUAUAAGAAUUCAUUUUGGUAAAUGUUUAUGAAAAUUCUGUUGGAUAAUUACGAUGAACAGACGCAAAAAAUGUUCAUUCAAUAAAAAUAAAAAUUGUUCAAAUUAUUUAGGAUACACUAUCGAUUAAUUCGUUCAUUCAUUGAACACGUGAUUACCACCAAAAUAUUAUUCAUGUGUUUUCGAUAGUUUUUGAAAUAUAUGAAUUUUAUAUGAAGUUUUUUUUCCUGGAACAAAAUAAUGUCCCAAAAAAUGUUAAUGUUAAAACCAUUCAUUAAUUAUUCAUCAAUAUCGAUAAUGAGGCAAUGUUUUCAUCAUCGCCAUCUUUCAUCACAUCAUCAGAGCUAUUAUAUAGCCAAUUUAAAAAGUAAAAGUUUAUUGACAAUCACUGGAAAGGAUUCUGCUGAUUUUCUUCAAGGUUUAAUUACCAAUGAUAUUCGACAAUUAUCCUGUGAUAAUCAUUCCAAAUAUAAUUCGUCGUGUAUCUAUUCGUUCUUUUUAAACAAUACUGGCCGUAUUAUAGCUGAUUUAUUUGUUUAUCGAUUCAUGACGAAACAAAACAAUGAAAAUAAUGCAAUAAUUUUUUUAGAAGUUGAUCAUCAACUUAGCUCAAUUCUUACUAAACUUUUAAAACGAUACAAAAUUAAAAGUAAAGUAUCAAUUAGAAACACUGAAUCUGAUUGGCAAUGUUAUGCUAUAUUUCCUUGUGUUGCUGAAAAUCAUUCAUCUGAAAUUGUUCGAUUGAAUGAUGAAGAUUCAAAAACGAUACUGAUCAAUGAUCCAAGAAACAAUCAUUUCGGUUAUAAAAUGAUCUCAACAAUUCAAUCAAUUGAUGAAUUGAUAUGUCGUUUGAAUGAAAUGAAUCCUUCAAGUGAAUGGAAAAUAUCCAAAGUGGAUGAAGAUCGUUAUCGUUCGUUUCGAUAUCAAUAUGGUAUUGGUGAAGGUAUUUUAGAUUUUCCAGCUGAAAGUUCUUUACCAUUCGAUGCUAACGGUGAUAUACUUAAUGGAAUUAGUUUUCAAAAAGGCUGUUACAUUGGACAAGAAUUAACUGCCCGAACUUAUCAUACCGGUGUGAUACGUAAACGUGUAAUGCCUAUCAAAAUUAUUGAUCCACCCAUCGAAUCGGAUCAAAUGUUACAGAUGCAAAAUAUCAUUGAUACACAAGGUAAAACUGUUGGACGAUUUCGAUCAAAUUACGGUAAUCAAGGUCUGGCCAUACUAAAAUUUGAUUCAAUUUUAAGUGAUUCCAAACUCAAGUUAAGCAGUACGGGCCAUCGUAUACAAACAUGGCGACCAUUUUGGUGGCCCGAAUCAAUCAUUGAACAACAGAUGAAACUUUCAUCGUCAUGAUUUCAAAAUUGUAAACAUAUGACACUAAUCAUCAUUGUAAUUUAUUAACAAAUAAAUAUUUUAAAUCAAAA
This is a messenger RNA of Dermatophagoides farinae (American house dust mite), 1823 nucleotides long. The record is from RefSeq and is a predicted model, not a curated record. NCBI's taxonomy places the organism in Eukaryota, Metazoa, Arthropoda, Arachnida, Sarcoptiformes, Pyroglyphidae.